This is a messenger RNA of Phanerochaete carnosa HHB-10118-sp, 369 nucleotides long. RefSeq lists its product as uncharacterized. The record is from RefSeq and is a predicted model, not a curated record. The annotation marks the transcript as partial. NCBI's taxonomy places the organism in Eukaryota, Fungi, Basidiomycota, Agaricomycetes, Polyporales, Phanerochaetaceae. The transcript is spliced from 3 exons.
AUGGCCGGUCUCGAGAACAACGGAGUAUACAGAUUCCGUAACGCCCAAGCGCAAGACGUCGUCAUGGACCUCUCCGGUGGUGACAACAAGUCCGUCAUCGGCUACGGGUGGCACGACGGCGAUAACCAGAAGUGGCGCGUUGAGCUUGUGCCCGACGACAACCGCUGCGUGUUCAUCCGGAACUACUCCACAGGCGGGUAUCUAUCCAUCACGGAGAAUGCCUCCGACGGCCGUCACGUCUUCUGUACCGGCGAUCCUACCCAGUGGUUUGUUGAACCGGACAAUGAAAAUGCCUCUUGUUACAAGUUCAGGAUCCCGAACACCAAUCAAGUCCUCGACCUCAGUAACAAUGGUGACCCCACUCCUGGC